AUCUUUUCCAACGGCCGUUUACGAUUAUGUUUACAACUUGUGAAUUUGUGAAUUUAUUACUGUAAUAUUUCCAUGAAAUAGACCAACAAAAUGACACUUGUAAUUAGCAGUGAUAUGUUGGCAAAGUUAUCUCACGAAAUCCUGGAAAUCCGAGUCCGAACGCUGCAUGACAUCGAAAACAAAGUCAAACGGGCCCUGUGGGAACAUGAGGACAUCAAAUUCAACCCCUCUUCGCUGGUGAAAAAUCUGAUCCGUUGGUUCGGAAACGUUCCCAUCUGCGAGGAGGCUGCAGUGCUAGAACUGAUGUCGUUGCUUCUUGCGAGUCACCAUGGUUCGAGCAUUGUUAACUAUUUCACCAGCAAACGAUUAAUAACCGAGAUGGGAAAAGUAAAAUACCUGGUUGGUUCAAAGUCAGAACUUAUGGAACUCGUGGACAACAUCAUUCAGUUGGUAAACGACUUUAAAGAAACAGAACGAUCUAGAAAUCCUGAAAGCAUUGCCGAGAGCCUUGCAAGUUUGAAAAUCGAAUGCGUCGAUCUGACGGAUUCGCCCCGACAAAGUCUGAGCGUCAAUCAAGCAAAAGGUCCAAACUAUUACACCAAAUGUUGGGAAGUUCCUCCGCCUCCUGACGCUAAAGUAUUUAAAGAUCUCAACGAGUCGUUGCAUCCUCAAGGGGAUGAGAAAGUUAUCAAACACGCCUUCAGCUAUCUGGUACGUUCCAUCAACGACUACCCCCCGGAGUUCUUUCUACAACCUCCGUACGUUUUACAUUCUCUAAUUCGCCUACUGGAUGCGAAACGGGCAAGUUUGAGGACUACGAUCGAGAUGUUCCACCGACUAACCAUUUCGAUUCAGAAGCGUUUGAAAUCACUACAGUUGACUAGUAUGUACAUCUACCAGGAUACAAAAAAACAAUGCCUAGAAGAAACCAGUAAAGUCCAAAUAUCAGUAUCUGCUUUCGCGCAUGAAUUGUUCCUUUUGGGAAUCAACAGCCUGAAAGAAGUGUCUGAUGACAUCGACGUACAAGUGUCAAAUAAAAUUGUGAAUCUGCUACAUGAACUCCUAGAACUGACGAUCGUCCAACCACUGGAAGAGUUUCAAUUCCGCGAGAUACGCCACGAACUGGGUUAUCUGGCGAAGCAUUUCCGGCAGAGUUGGGAAUCCAACAGCAAGAGCUUUGCCAUCAGGACAAAGUACCUGGUCACAAUCAACAUCCUUUCUCGUCUUCUUCAAAUUUACAGCGACACACAAUCGCACGAAUCCGCAGAUCAGCAUGCGCCCUUGAAUGACACCUGCUUCCCACACAAACCUCGUUACAACCCGACAGAAUUCGAAACCAUGAACUCGACCAACCAACGGCGGAUAAUCGAAUACGAGGACCAAAUUUGGCUCCAUGAACUGCAGAUAGCGGCUCUAGAUUAUCCCAUGAAGCACAUCUAUCCAUCAAUUCAUGGACCAGUGCUGGAGCUGGCGCUAAAGUCGGAUAGCAAUCGAAAAAUGCAAAUUCUUCUCGGGGCUGAUGAGAUACUCGCUCCAGCUAUUGCAAUUCUUCGGCAACCGACUGCCCUGACGGAUGAGGAACUAGUCAUGAACGGGCUAAAUGCGAUCGAUUCGCUGUAUCUGCAUCGUUCGAUAGGGUUGGUGAAGCUAUUGAUCCGAGCGGUGGGAAACUGCCACGGGUACUUCGAAGGCAAUUACAAGCUCAGAGAUGCUGCUGAAAAACUCAUUCUCCGCUUACUAUCACAUUCGGAUGAGCGCAUCAAAAGCGCUGCUUACGAUCAGUGCAAUGUCGUUAUGAAGGACUUCAUUAGUUCGCUGGACGAGGGAGCCAUACUGACGCAUCGCAAAGGAAUGCCCAAGGCGGAGGGUAAGCUUGCGUCCCUUGGCAUACCCUUGUCGGUGGAAAUUCUCAUCGAAGUCAUCUGCUUCGGGUACUGCAGUGCGAAUAGGAAGAUUCAACAGCAAGCGGAAACCAUUCUCCUGUUCGUACUGAAUUCCCGCGCCUUCCUGUUGGACCGAUGGACCGAUCUUCUGGACAUAAUCGCUCCGGUCCUUCCGCUGCUCCAAACGAUCGGCAUCAUCAAAAUACAAUCGACACUCUCACGAGCCAUCUUCGUCCUGUUGCACCCCGACUCCCGCCUCUCGCCGGUCGAUUUACUCCGAGGAAAUCUGCGCUACCUCUUCCAGGAUGAUCCAGAAGUUCGCGAGGAAGCCCUAACCAGGGUGAUGUUCCUAAUGAGCAUCGCACCCAACGCGCACCAGUACUCGCCCAACAUCGAACACAUCCGAGAUACCUUAUCCAAUGGAAUCUGUUUGACGAAAUCCAGGUACGAUGUGGCCAAGCACCUGUCGACGGAUGUGUUUGAAGUGAGUGCGGUGAAGCCUCUGUUGGAUACGCUGGAGCAGGACAACUGCGAUCCCGGGAUCCGCCGAAGUGCACUCAUUCAGCUGAAUGCCAUGGCUGAAGAUCCGAUUCUCUGCGAGAUCAUCCACAAGGCGAACGGGUGGGCGUUUGUGCUACAAGUGCUGGAUAAUGCCUUGCGGGAGCAGCAUUUUCUCGACUACCCGGAUAGCGCCGUGCCGGCAAUAGGCAUUCUUACGAAACUGUGUUUUACCAUUCCGGAGUUUAGGCGCUUCCUUGCGGAUGAUGUGAAUGUGUACUACCUGAUCGUGCGAGCCUUGUUGAGCUUUCAUCAUUUUCCGAUCUUCAAGCCGGAUUGCUGUUCGCUUCUGUUCCUGUUGCUGUUCAGUGAGUAUACCUUGGGAAGCGGGAAAGCAGUGUCGCUUCCGGUGAUUUGUCAGAACUACAGGAUUCCAUUUGUCUGUGAGUACCACUGGAAAUGCAGUCCGUUUAACGAGUUGAGUUAUCUGGAGGAGAUUUUCGUUGAUGUUGAAGGAGAAGAUCGUUCUGGGAUGGGAGCAGUUGAGGGAAAUAGCAUCCUACGACGGAGUGGGCCGUGUGGAAUCGAAUGUGCGACUUCGCGGAUGCGAAGAUUGGAGACGAGCGGUGGCGAAAGUAUGAAUCAAACGACAGAGAGCUCCGUUUAUUUGCACAGCUAUCGUCAGGUUGCUUGGCAGUAUCUUCGGCUAGCGUUUGCGUGUCAGUGGUUCGAUGCUUUCGAAAAUGUUCUGAUCAACGCUAAGCGAUCCCGGCAAUCGCCGGGGAAAGAAGGUGCCCUCAUUGUGGACUACAAUCUGCUUCCACCUCAUCUGAUCUCUCCGAAGCGAACUGACGAGGACGAAGAGGUGAUCGUUUUAGAUGACAGCUCGCUGGAGUUCGAUCGAGCGUUACACCUCGCCAAGCAGGACCUGAACAUGAUCCGAACAUCUCAAACGGAUGAAAUCUUCCGUAACAGUUUGAAAGCAAUCGCUGCAGCUGCUUCCCAUGCCGAGGUAUCCAUUGGGCUAGCGGGACUGGAAAGUAACUUGAUAUUGCCUAUGAAGGAGCAAAUUUUACAUAACUCAAUCGUGAAGCAUCUGAAAAAGUUCGUUCUAACGCCUCCGAAUACUCCAGCCGAUGAGCAGUUGUUGAUCGACGUGUUCAAUCUGCUGGGAGAUUUGAUUCAAAUUGGAUACGAAAAUGUGUUAGUUUGGAUCGUGUCUUUGCUGUUCGAACAAACGAGCAUAUUCAUCCAGUUGCUCAAAUCGGAAACCUGUUCAGAGGAGCUGUUCAUGAAGAAUGUCGAUUUCAUACAGAUAGUACUGCAGGGGGCUCUGGCUUGUGAAAAUCCAAACGUUACGAGUCUGCUAAUCAAUGCAGAAGGUUUUCAAAUGAAGGUCAAACGGGAGCACAACUUCAAUUUGUUGAACAGACUUUUCGAAAUCAUUACAAGCCGCUUGGACAGUGAUCUGCAGAAAUGCAACAUUGGCAAAAUGAUUUCACUGAUCAGUUUGGCCAGGGUGAUCGUUCAUAGCGCUUUGAUCGAAUUCGAGAGUAAAUUCCUCAAUCACGUGAUCAACAAACUGUGUUCGUAUAUCACCCGGAUCGGAAUGAUCACCUAUUCGGGUUCGACGAUCAUCAAGAAUUGCUUGAUCAUCAUAUCGCUGCUGUUGGACCAAAUGCGAGAAGUUCAUCUGAAAACAAAGCACUUCAAGGUGAUAGCCAUGCAAUGCAGCCAUACCAGUAUUCUGAUCCGAUCAUGUGCUUGGAACGUGCUAGCAAAGGUGGCCAAAUUUCUGUCUGGGGCUCACUCGAUCAUCAAAGAAUGCGCGUACUUACCCGGCGGAAUCCAUGCGUGCUGCAUCAACACGAUCCUCGAUCCGGAGGAAGCCAGUUUGGUUAAGGAAUCUGCAGCUGGUCUGUUAAUAAAUUUGCUGAGCCAUAAGGGCGAUAAGGAUGGUCCCCUGCAUAAGUACGUGAUUCCUUGUGAUAAAGUUAGCAACCAUCUAAGCGAUGCGGAUGCCCUGGAAACGGUGUUUACCGUGCUGAGGAAACAUCGAUUCUUCGAACAGGCGUUGGAGUCACUUCAGAACUUUACCACCCGAGAUGAAAUGGCAGUUGGAGAGUUCGACGGGAUCCAGAUGGUCAACUGUGAUGUGGUCAAAAGCUACAGUAUGAUUUUCUCCUGUCUGGUGGACCUAGUACCGGAACUGAUUGAUCACUUAACUGAAAAAUGCUGUCUGCAGCGGUUGAUGAACUGCGUCUCAAACGUUCCUUUGCAUCCGGAAAGAUCCGCUCUGCUGAUGGUGUCGGAAGUGUGCAAUCUAAUGAUGCGCUGCCUAAAGCAUAAAAAGGAAGAAAUCUGCGAACUCAUUUCCCCCUAUCAGGCGGUAAUUGGUGGUGUGAUUUAUCUACUGAAUGCCGACCUAUAUCAAAAUUACGAUGAAAAAGUGUUCCGUGAAGUCACCGGGAACAUUAUGCAGCUCCUGAAUGCAAUGGUCGUCCAAAAGGUUGGCAAUCAGCUCAUUACUGGUGUACUAUCGGAGCUGAAAUUGGAACCUUUAAUACGGCUGCUCAUUCGAGGGAUUUCCAAUCACAAACAGAAAGACUACCAAAUAGCAUGCCUCCGCUUUCUGACAUUGCUAGUUGUGACUUCAAACUCCAGUGCCGCCUCGGUCUGUGAAUUCCAAUCGUUCCUAGGUUUACUGGAGACUGUCCCGGUCGCGAAUGCCGCAAACCAUUCCCAACAAUCCACUGCUGCAGCGGAUACCCUACCUGUGAAAUCAAUCCAACGGUUGCGCCACCUAUCCGACGGUUUCUCCUCGGAUGAGGAUCAAGAAAACCACGACCCCAAUCGAGUAAGAAAACGUCUCACAGCCCCUGUGAAACCGGACGAUUCGCACACUCCCCAAACCGGCAGCGAAUGUAUCUUUGCCGCCCUGAUGGAACAAUUUCAAAUUUCUUGCUUGAAGGAUAAACCCGAAAAUGGUGCCUUGCUUUCCACGUUCCAAAAGAGGACGCUCUUCUCCGCGAUCCAAGUGAUGUUGCAUCAAUCGGAAAAGGCACGAAAAGUAGCCAGAACGAGAAAGUUUCUCGAAAUGCUGCUCGAUCGCUUGGAAGCUAUCUACAGUGGCAUCGGGAUCAACUAUCAAGACUUUGUUAAAAAGUUCGGUGAAGGUCGAAAGGCCCCGGUCGUGGAGGAACUGUCGUUCAUAGCCGGCAUUCUUUCGGCGUGGUUCGUUCGGGACAUUCUGGUGCACCAGGCUAAUAUCAACUACAUCUGCCGAUUGUUCCUGCAGUUUUGGCCGUGGAUCAAGAGCAAUCGUGAGUUGGAAGCUGCCUUCAUGAAGGCAUUGGUUUGCCUCACAGAAAAUUCGAUCGUGGUUUGCAAGAGCCUAUCCAUUCCCUAUGCAGGACAUCCGCAUUCAAUUCUGAAACUUACCAUUGCAGCGGUAACAGCCGAAACAGGAAAGGUGAAGGGACCGAACAGCGAAAUCACUCUGUUGGGUCUCUGUUUGAGGGUGCUGAUGAAUUGUUGUUCCUGUCACGAGGGUCGAGUGAUGAUCACCAAGUUCAAUGUGCUGGACAACAUGAGCAAAUUGCACCCGGCCGUUACGAAGUUGCAGAAACCGUGGGUCACGGUGACCAAACUAUGGUUGCAGUUUUGGGAGAUCUACACGAGGCACAGUGAUGUCACCGAAGUCAAACAUCUAACAGUGCUGGGAGCGUUCAUCCGGAAGUCAACUCCCGAGCUCCGUCGUCUAUCACUGGAGAUCAUGCGCAACAUGUCGUUCGUCAACAACAAUCGACCGGCGCUGCUUGCCUCCCAGGAUUACAUGUACGCUCUAAAAUCCGUCCUGGACGAAACGGAUCCGGCCGAGCAGCUGCUUGUGGUAAGUUCCAUUUGGAAGAUAAUUGCCAACAACAACAAAGGCAAAAGUGCCAUUAAGAGUAGCCCCAUCCCGAGAAGACUGAACGCUUUGCUCAAACAGCGUUCCUUGCUGGAGCGCUGCGAAGAUGAUGAUCUCUUCAACGUACUUAACAUAACGGUCAAUCUCUUGAAUUCAUAACAAACAGCGGUUUAAG
This is a messenger RNA of Ochlerotatus camptorhynchus, 6466 nucleotides long. RefSeq names its product protein rotatin homolog. The transcript has 9 exons. The record is from RefSeq and is a predicted model, not a curated record. The coding region runs from base 91 to 6450 and encodes 2119 amino acids. Gene Ontology annotation, biological process: ciliary basal body organization; centriole-centriole cohesion; centriole replication. Lineage: Eukaryota; Metazoa; Arthropoda; Insecta; Diptera; Culicidae. Gene Ontology annotation, cellular component: ciliary basal body; centriole; centrosome.